Molecule: messenger RNA, 837 nt
Organism: Penicillium cataractarum
Lineage: Eukaryota; Fungi; Ascomycota; Eurotiomycetes; Eurotiales; Aspergillaceae
Exons: 2
Coding region: 1-837 (278 amino acids)
Source: RefSeq, a predicted model, not a curated record
AUGGCACCAAAAGACAAAUACACCGACCCCAAACUGCGCGACGAAAUCAAAGAAGAAAUCCACAACAGCGACAAGGGCGGAAAACCAGGACAAUGGUCUGCACGGAAGGCCCAAAUGAUGGCCUCCGAAUACAAAAAGCGCGGUGGAGACUACACAACCUCAAAAGAAAACGGGCAAUCCGAAUCCCAAAAACACCUCGACAACUGGACGAACGAGGAAUGGCAAACGAAGGAGGGAUCUGGUACUGCGCGACAAGACGAUGAGAAUGGCACGCGUAAACGGUAUUUGCCGAAGAAGGCGUGGGAGGAGAUGAGUGAGGGGGAGAAGGAGGAGACGGAGGAGAAGAAGGUUGAGGGGUCUAAGGAGGGGAAGCAGGUUGUUGGGAAUACUAGGAAGGCUAAGGAGGUGAGGAAGGAGGUUAGUGGUGGGAAGAAGGAGGGUGAGCAGGAUGGAGAGGAAGAUGAGGAUGGUGAAAAUGCUGAGGAGAAGAAAGGUGCAAAGGGUAGGAAGAACCAGGAGAAGAAGGAUGAGAAGAAAGGUCCCAAGACCCGAAGUGCUAGCAAGGAGGAGGAUGGUCAGUCUGAUUAUGGCACUGAUGAGGGAGAUGGUGAUGAGAAGAAAAGUACCGGAACAAAGCGUACUGCGAAGCAGUUGAGUGGUUCGAACAAGAAACAGAAGGAAAAUGGAAAGGGUGGUAAAUCCAAGCAGGAGGAGGAUGGAGAGAAGGACAACGAGGAAACGGGCGGAGAAAAUGAUCAAGAUGAGGAUGAGAAUGAGGAGGAGUACGUGGAAGAUGAGGAUGUUCAGGAUAAAGAGGAAGAAGAGGAGGAAGAGUAA